CAGCGCCCUGGUUGGCUUCCCGGCGUCACUUCCGGUCUGAUAAACCCUGGCAGCAUGGAGUUACUAAUGAGAGCGACAAGGCCGGCAUGGCAGGCUGCGCAUGUCCUGCCCCGUGUCCGAAAUCUGCACCGAGGUCCGGCGAGACUCUCCCCUCUCAUCCCUAUCGUGGUGGAGCAGACGGGCCGCGGGGAGCGGGCGUAUGACAUCUACUCCAGAUUGCUGCGAGAACGCAUUAUCUGCGUUAUGGGUCCGAUUGAUGACUCUCUCUCGAGUGUAGUGAUCGCUCAGCUCCUGUUCCUGCAAUCCGAAAGCAACAAAAAGCCCAUCCAUAUGUAUAUCAACAGCCCAGGGGGCUCCGUCACCUCCGGCCUGGCGAUCUACGACACCAUGCAGUACAUCCUGAACCCCAUCUGCACGUGGUGUGUGGGCCAGGCGGCCAGCAUGGGAUCGCUGCUCCUCGCUGCCGGGACAGGCGGCAUGCGACACUCCCUGCCCAACUCCCGAAUCAUGAUCCACCAGCCGUCUGGGGGUGUGAGGGGUCAGGCCACCGAUAUCGCAAUCCAAGCCGAGGAAAUCUUGAAGCUAAAGAAACAGAUUAAUGAGAUAUAUGCCAAGCAUACCCGGCAGCCGCUGUCUGUGAUUGAGUCCGUAAUGGAAAGGGAUCGGUACAUGAGCCCCACGGAAGCCCAGGAGUUUGGCAUCCUGGAUAAGGUCCUCGUGCACCCUCCUCAGGAUGGUGAAGACGAACCAGAGCUGGUCAGGAAGCAGGACACGCAGCCUCCACCAAAAGAACCCUAACGGCAGCAGAGGGUGCUGCCACCGGCACACGCGGCUGCCUUUUUGGGGAUGGUGGACACCUUACCCUUCCCAAAUUCAUUAAUGCCUACACCCCCUUUUAGCUCCUUCUCACCGGCCAGGACCCAAUCCCUUAGCUCUAAAAACAAAAAAUAUCGAACAAUAUCAGGUUAUAUUCUAUUUAUUUUUUCUUUGAAGUAAAUGUGGCCGGUGUUUGGAAUUUUCUGUUAAGGUGCUGACCCCUGGUGGUGGGGAAAGUGUACUGCAGAAUUGUCCGUAGCCGCUAUAGUUGUUUUCAGUGAUUCGGGUCACAGGGUGCGGCGUAUUGUAUUUAAGGCUCAUCAGACCCUUUUUUUUCUCAUUGGGCAACCAGCUUUUGUAGGUGGAGUAAAGAAGUGUGAAAAUAAAGUUAUUUUCGCAAA
This is a messenger RNA of Spea bombifrons (plains spadefoot toad), 1217 nucleotides long. RefSeq names its product caseinolytic mitochondrial matrix peptidase proteolytic subunit (gene CLPP). Gene Ontology annotation, cellular component: endopeptidase Clp complex. The transcript has 7 exons. Gene Ontology annotation, biological process: protein quality control for misfolded or incompletely synthesized proteins. Gene Ontology annotation, molecular function: ATPase binding; ATP-dependent peptidase activity; serine-type endopeptidase activity. The record is from RefSeq and is a predicted model, not a curated record. The coding region runs from base 55 to 798 and encodes 247 amino acids. NCBI's taxonomy places the organism in Eukaryota, Metazoa, Chordata, Amphibia, Anura, Pelobatidae.